This is a messenger RNA of Planococcus citri (citrus mealybug), 3358 nucleotides long. Its product is annotated as facilitated trehalose transporter Tret1-like. NCBI's taxonomy places the organism in Eukaryota, Metazoa, Arthropoda, Insecta, Hemiptera, Pseudococcidae. Gene Ontology annotation, cellular component: membrane. The record is from RefSeq and is a predicted model, not a curated record. Gene Ontology annotation, biological process: transmembrane transport. Gene Ontology annotation, molecular function: transmembrane transporter activity. The coding region runs from base 279 to 1931 and encodes 550 amino acids. The transcript is spliced from 4 exons.
AAUUGAAACCAACUUUCAGUGUAUACGUGUGGUGCACUGAAACGCACGUGGUUUUCAAUAUUUCGCUGCUUCUUGAUUUUAAUUUUUUUUAUCAUUUCGUUGCACGUUUUGUAUACUUGAUUUCUAUGAUUUUAAAUUUUUUUUUGUUAUGUUAUUGAGCACGCGUUCGACAUAUUGCACACUUUCGUUGUAUUAUUUUUUCGUCAAUUUUAUUCCAUCAUUUUUUUAUUUAUUCGUAUUUGAUUUUCAAACGCAAAUAAUUUAGCUAUCACCAAUGCAUGUCACUUAAAAAGUCUGCACAUUGCGAUAAAACUAAAAAAAAUUCUAAAUCCAACAUGCAUUCUCCUCCACAAUACAUAGUGAGAACUCAUGCCAUAAGUGGUCUUCAGAGUACCGAACCUAGGGCAACUGUUGUUCACAUACAACACACAUCUGCAUCAGAUAGACACAAGUAUCUAUCUCAGAUUCUAGCUACUUUGGCAGUAUCAUUGGGACCUUUCGCAGCGGGCUUGGGAAAAGGAUACAGUUCGCCGGCUGUAGCCUCGCUUCAGGACCAGUUACCAGUAUCGUCGACCACUUCGUCGUUACCUCAGACUUACAAAAUGACAUCGUCGAAUUUCAGCGCAGCUCACGAUACGAUGAAUGUGAAAAUUUUCACGGUGACAGAUCAAGAAGCUUCGUGGGUAGCCAGCUUAUCGCUACUUGGCGCUUUGUUCGGAGCCAUUUUCGGUGGUCUGGCUAUGAAAUUCGGUCGACGAAACGUUUUGUUGGCCACCGCUGUACCUUUUUCUGUAUCUUGGAUAUUGACCGUUUUCGCUGUGAAUGUACAAAUGAUGUACGCUACCAGUUUCAUAGCUGGAUUUUGCUGCGCCAUUAUCCUCACUGUUUCGCAGGUAUACAUCAGUGAAAUAUCAGAUCCUAGUAUACGAGGAUGUUUAAGCGCGGUUCUAAAAAUUUUCGGCCAAGUAGGCGUAUUGAUUAGCUUCAUCAUGGGGGCAUACUUGAACUGGCGUCAACUAGCCAUGGCCAUAAGUGUCGCCCCUAUAGCUCUAUUUUUCACUAUUCUGUACUUGCCGGAAACUCCAAGCUACCUGGUGCUAACUGGACGAAUCGAGGAAGCUGCCAAAUCAUUGCAAUGGCUCAAAGGAGGCACUUACUACGAAAUACAAAAGGAACUGGCCACCAUCAAGAACAACGUGAUGAAAAGUCGUCUAUCGUCGUGUCGUCGAAGACCCGGGCAGUACGGUAAUCUGGGCGACAUUGUCGAUAAACUUUGGCAUCCGAUAGCCAUAACUUGCGGUCUGAUGUUUUUCCAACGAUUCUCCGGCGCUAAUUCGUUCAACUUUUACGCCGUGUCCAUAUUUCGACAAACUUUCGGCGACAUGAAUCCUCACGGCGGUGCGAUAGCCGUCAGCUUCGUCCAGUUACUCGCCUCGUUGCUGUCGGGUUUGCUAAUCGAUAGCAUCGGUAGGUUACCUUUGCUGAUCACUAGCAGUAUGUUUAUGUCGAUCGCUUUAGCAGCUUUUGGAUCUUACGCGUAUUUCGAAGAAGUCAACGAAUCGCUCAGAAGGUACCAUACACAUACGCAGGAUUCGUCCAUCCAAUACGACUGGAUACCUUUACUUUGCGUGUUGAUUUUCACAAUAGCUUUCUCUUUGGGUAUAAGUCCCAUAUCGUGGUUACUCGUAGGCGAAUUAUUCCCCCUAGAAUAUCGUGGUUUGGGCAGCGCCCUGGCUAUGUCUUUCAGCUACGGAUGUGCCUUCGUCGGAGUCAAAACGUUUAUCGAUUUCAAAGAAGCUCUCGGGUUGCACGGAGCGUUUUGGCUUUACUCGGCGGUCGCUGUAGCUGGACUCUGCUUCGUCGUCUGUUUCGUUCCGGAGACCAAAGGCAGAGAUUUGCAAGAAAUGGACCAUAAUUUUCUAAGAUCGUGAUAUCUAGUGAGCAUUAACACCAUCGUCGCCACCGCUGCCAGUGCCACCUCCUCCUCAUCCGAUAUGCUGAAAGUCGAAGCUGUCAAAUUGUCGAUUAUUUCUCGAACUUCUUGCUGAGCACUAGCUUGGUAGGUACCUAUCGCCAUUCACAAUGGCCUCGAAGAGAAGAGGAUAACAUAUCGCGAAGAAAUAUCGAAAUAUAUAUACAAACGACAUAUCUGUUAUAUCAAAUUCAGACGUGUUACAUAUGAAAGAAUGUCAAUUUUAAACAAUCAGUAAUGUUUUAUUAUUAUUUUCGGCUGCAUCGAUAAGCGUGUAUCGUAAAUUCACUGCCCCAAUGCUCGAAAUUAGCUCGUACAAUUAUAAAUUUUCGAAAUUUAGAAAAUAAUAAUACUCGUAAUUAGGUCGAAUAUUUUUCGCCAUCCUAAACACCAGUACAAUAUAGGUUGACAUCAAACCUCUUUUUUUCGUUUAUUUUUUUUGACAUUUUACAUGCUUCGUUGACAAUAAUUUUAUAACCAUUAUUUUUUUUCUCUUUUUGUUUUUUAUAUAAUAAAAUAAAACCAUUAUUUUUAGUUCUAAAAAAGUCUUCCAGUUUCCUAAAAAAAUUCUUUUACUUUACCGCAGCGAUAUUUUCAAUCACUCGUGCCUUGCCUAAGAUUCGAAAUAAGUAUCGCAAAAAAAAUUCUUAGAUGAAAAAAAAUUAAAGAUCUUUGAUUAGAAAUUGGUGUACUAUAAAUAUUAAAUUUUAGAAGACUGAAAAAAAAAUGUAGAAAGUUGAAAACUUUUAACCCUUUUCUAAAAGAUAUUGCUACGUAUAAACUUCUUUUUAAUUUUAAUACUUUUUCGUAUUAGUACAAAUUUUAUUUUAAGGUUGAUUUUUUUUACUGAUUUUUAUAGAAGCUUAUAUUUUUUUAUACUUUUUUCUUAAUUAGUGCAUUCUUGACAUUUAUCACUGAUAAUGUUUCUUGUAUAAGGAUUACCUAAGGAUGACAAGGUCGCGUAUAUCUGUAUGUGGAAAUACCUAUUGAUUUAAAAGCUCUUAUACCGAGUGAUUACCUAUUAACAUUUUUCUUCUCAACACUUGAUCUACCCCGCUGUUAUCCAAAUCCUAUAUGUACGUAUACGUAAUACGUAUUCUCUCUGUUAACCAUUCUAACGUUAAUUUCGCUAUUAUACGAUUUCUCUGUCUCUCUAUCUCUUUCCCCCUCUCGAUAGCAAAUGUACGUCUUAUAAUAAAUGUACUAUUUUAUUAGUAUUCCGCUGUACCUAUUCCGUAAAACAUGAUUUUCUUUGUUACCUAACAAUUUGUUGACAAUAUUGACAAUACGCUUUAUCGAGUGAAUAUUAUAAGUUCAAAGCUGAUUAAAUAUCUCUGUUAAUGUCGGAAAAUUUAAAAGAAAAAUAUUAAAUGUAUUUUUCAGGUU